Molecule: messenger RNA, 6163 nt
Organism: Oncorhynchus nerka (sockeye salmon)
Lineage: Eukaryota; Metazoa; Chordata; Actinopteri; Salmoniformes; Salmonidae
Product: activated CDC42 kinase 1-like
Exons: 16
Coding region: 534-3785 (1083 amino acids)
Biological process (GO): negative regulation of epidermal growth factor receptor signaling pathway; regulation of keratinocyte differentiation; signal transduction
Molecular function (GO): protein tyrosine kinase activity; ATP binding; protein binding
Source: RefSeq, a predicted model, not a curated record
UCGAGCCGACGCAAGUAACGCUGGAAUAUGGUCAAUUGAGAAUAGAAGAAUAAAAACAAAAUUAGCGACCCAUGUUAAGUUUUCAUAAGGAACUGGAGAGUUUCAAAGAAAGAGUCAGCAGCCAAACACGCCUCGCCAGGGAGCAAUGCCGUGAGAGAGAGAAAGAGGAACAGAGAUCUACAGGCAGUUUCCAGAAACAGACCCCUGGGUGUGUGUUGUCGUGUGUGGUUUUCCAUGGACGGGGAUGUACGGGACCAUGUGACCAGCUGACCUUUCCGCACAACAUCGCAGCACCAUGAUGAACUCCUAGCCAGAGCUGUGCCUCGCCACGGACCGGGGCCUGCCGCCAACCAGUCCGUGGGUGACCUCUGACCUUCGCCCCCAUACACAACCAACGACCACUAGACCUCGUCUCUACUGUCCCUGAGAGUAGGCUUGUCCCCAGAUAGAGGCCAAGGGACGACAGACAAAAGGACACCUGCGCUCUGUCUUUCCGAUAGAAACCCAACAGCUAGCAGAAGCUGGGCAGUAGCAUGCAGUCUGAGGAGGGCACAGAAUGGCUCCUGGAGCUGCUGAUGGAGGUGCAGCUGCAGCAGUACCUUUUGCGUAUCCGUGACGACCUUAACGUGACGCUCAUCUCCCACUUCGACUACGUCAAAAACGAGGACCUGGAGAAGAUCGGCAUGGGGCGGCCCGGGCAGAGACGGCUGUGGGAGGCGGUCAAGAGGAGGAAAGCCAUGUCCAAGCGCAAGUCCUGGAUGAGCAAGGUGUUCAGCGGGAAGCGGCCGGACGUUGGGGACUUCCAGCAGGCGGCCCCCACCUCCUCCUUCCGCAAGCUGUCCCCUACGCCGCCCCCCCAGCAGCAGACACUCAGCUGUCUGAUCAGUGAGAAGGAUCUGGUCCUCUUCCAGAAGCUGGGCGAAGGCUCCUUCGGCGUGGUCAAAAGGGGCGAGUGGUUCAUGCCCGCUGGGAAAGUGUUGGAGGUAGCAGUAAAGUGUUUAAAGACAGACGUUCUGAGUCAGCCGGACGCUCUGGACGACUUCAUCUGCGAGGUGAACGCCAUGCACUCCCUGGAUCACCAGAACCUCAUCAGGCUGUACGGGGUGGUGCUCACACGCCCCAUGAAGAUGGUGACUGAACUAGCCCCGCUGGGCUCCCUGCUGGACCAUCUGCGCUGCGUUCCGACGCAGGGCCCCGUCCUCAUCCACACGCUGUGCCAGUACGCCGUGCAGGUGGCGUGCGGCAUGGCCUACCUGGAGCAGCGCCGCUUCAUCCACCGCGACCUGGCCGCCCGCAACAUCCUACUGGCGUCGGCCGAAACGGUGAAGAUCGGCGACUUCGGCCUGAUGCGAGCGCUACCCAACAACCACGAGCACUACGUGAUGCAGGAGCACCGCAAGGUGCCGUUCGCCUGGUGUGCCCCUGAGAGCCUGAAGACACGGACGUUCUCCCACGCUACAGACACCUGGAUGUUCGGGGUGACGCUGUGGGAGAUGUGUACCCACGGACAGGAGCCCUGGCUGGGUCUCAACGGCAGUCAGAUCUUACACAAGAUAGACAAGGAGGGUGAGCGUCUGCCCAAGCCAGAGGACUGUCCCCAGGACCUCUACAACGUCAUGCUGCAGUGCUGGGCCCAGAAACCUGACGACAGGCCCACAUUCCUCGCCCUCAGGGAGUUCCUGCUCGAGACUAUGCCAACAGACAUGUGUGCGCUGCAGGACUUUGAUGAGGCUGACAAGCUUCAGAUUCAGGUUGACGACGUCAUCACCAUCAUCGAGGGCAGAGCGGAGAACUACUGGUGGCGGGGCCAGAACAAACGCACGCUGAAGGUGGGCCAGUUCCCCAGGAACGUGGUGACCUCCGUUGCGGGCCUGUCGGCCCACGACAUCAGCAGGCCCCUUAAACACAGCUUCAUCCACACUGGCCAUGGAGACUCCGACCCACACCGCUGCUGGGGCUUCCCAGACCGCAUUGACGAUCUGUAUUUAGGAAACCCCAUGGACCCACCAGAUGUCUUGGGGUUGGACCUCAAUGCUGCCCGGCCCACUCAGCUACUGGGACGAGCAAAAAAGCCAUGCUACGACUCAGUGACUGAGGACGAGGAGCUGACCGCCUCAGGCCUCAAGAGGCUGUCGCUACGGAAAGCAAGUUCCAUCCUCAAGCUCAAACCCGCCGCCUGGGUCUCCGCCUCCAAACAGGGGGAACGGACUACGGGUUCAGGCCACACCCCCAGCAAGGUGUCGCUCAUCGACUUUGAGCAGGAGUUUCCCCCGGCCACACCCUCUCCCUCCACAGUGGCGGAGCUACAGUUGCCCUCAUUGGUCAAGCUGGCUCUGGAGGCGGAGUCUAUUCUGGACAGGACUCCUCCUCAGAGCCCAUGGUGCUCGCUGCCUUGCCCUUUACACCCCACGCCAGUGGUGGACUGGGACGCCCGCCCCUUACCUCCACCUCCUGCGUACGAUGACGUGGCGCAGGACGAGGAGGACAUGGAGGUGAGCUCCAUCAACAGCUUGGAGCAGCGACAGCAGGGGGGGAUGGGUGAGAGCCACAGCCCCACGGAGGCCUUCCCGGCUGGGGAGGAGGGGAAACCCCUGGGGGACAACCUCUUCUUACCCUCCCAGCAGGACCAGGCCUACACAUCCUUCUCCCAGUCAGCAGAGAUAUUUCAGGAGCUCCAGCAGGAGUGCAUGAGGAGGCUCAAUGUGCCCACAGGAGGAGUUCCCCAGCCCCCCUCUCCGUCACCGAGCUCAGGCCUCCAGUCCAUAGACGUGCACCGCCAUAUCGUCCUGUCCUUCUCCGAGGACAAGCCCCAGAUCCCUCCCCGCAUUCCCAUCCCGCCUCGCCCCGUCAAACAAGGGGACUACACCCGCUGGUCCGGUGACCUCUCCCUGUCCCCGACUCCAGCUUCAGAGGAAGUCCAGGACCGGCCCCCUCAGAUCCCCCCACGGAACCCCCUGUCCCAGCCAGGCUCACGCACCCCCAGUCCCAUGGGGCUCCAGGUGGGCUCCCCCCAGCAGAGGACAAUGGUUUGCCCCAGCGCCCCUCUUCCGGCCACAUACGGAUCCUACCUCUCCACAUCCCCAGGGAUGAUCAUGCCCACUACGCACAGCUUUGCCUCGGACCCAAAAUACGCCGCGCUCAAGGUCAUCCAAGCACAAGCCCAGGGUAAGGACCUGGCCAAGGGGCCAUGCAUCCUGCCCAUUGUCCGCGACGGUCGCAAAGUCAGCAACACGCAUUACUACCUCCUGCCCGAGAGGCCGCCUUACCUGGACCGCUACGACCGCUUCUUCAGGGAAGCAGGAAACGUGCCGACCGGUGGCGGCGGUGGGAUCUGUGAGGAGAGGCAGCAGGCCAACACGGCCACGGUCAGGCCCAUGGUGGUAAACCAGCAGCAGCAGAGCAAAGGAGGAGAUAUCAAGGCCAACUUCUCCAACAACAACAGCAGUCUGGGCUGCCGGCCGGGCAUUAAGGCCUCCAUCAGCCUGCCUAGGGUCAGCUCUGAGUGGUCAGCCAGCAGGGCAGUGGGUGGAAUCACAACAGACCAGGUCAAGAUGGUGCAGGAGGCGGUACAUGGCGUGACUGUAGAGGAGUGUCAGACAGCCCUCCAGAACCACAACUGGAAUGUGCAGAAAGCUGUGCACUACCUCAAGGUUGAGCAGCUGUUCUGUCUUGGCCUGAAGACCAGGCUGGAGUGUCUCAAGAUGCUGGAGAUGUACAACUGGAACCUGGAAGUGGCCAGCACUCAGCUGCUGGACUCCUACAGCUCUGUCACGCAAAGGCGGUGACCGAUGCUAGGAGCAACUGCAGAAGUUUUUUAAUUUGUCAUCUGUCUUUGAGGGGACGGAGUCUGCUACCAUCCCUCUUUUAUGACUUGCCAGACACGCCCCUUAAGAAGACGGGGAUUUGAGUAUGGACCUGGGGUACAUUUGACUGUGUGAUGGGCCAUGGCUGUAGUCUUGCCUACUGUACACUGAGACCUGGAUAGGUGGUUUCCAUGUGGUUGAUACCAUUCCAUUGACUCCAUUCCAGACAUUAUUAUGAGCCGUCCUCCCCUGAGCAGCCUCCACUGAGGACCGGGGGUUAGCCUCCACACUGAGGCCCAGGGGGCUAGCCUCCACACUGAGGACCAGGGGGCUAGCCUCCACACUGAGGCCCAGGGGGCUAGCCUCCACUGAGGACCAUGGGGUUAGCCUCCACUGAGGACUAGGGGGCUAGCCUCCACACUGAGGACCAGGGGGUUAGCCUCCACUGAGGCCCAGGAGGCUAGCCUCCACACUGAGGCCCAGGAGGCUAGCCUCUGACGAGCAGGAGGCUAGUCUCCACACUGAGGACCAGGGGGCUAGCCUCCACACUGAGGACCAGGGGGCUAGUUUCCACACUGAGGACCAGGGGGCUAGCCUCCACACUGAGGACCAGGGGGCUAGCCUCCACACUGAGGACCAGGGGGCUAGCCUCCACACUGAGGACCAGGAGGCUAGCCUCCACACUAAGGACCAGGCGGCUAGCCUCCACUGAGGACCUAGAGGCUAGCCUCCACUGAGGAGCCUCCCGUUCUACCACCGAAUAUGAGUAGAAGUCGACUUAGAAUACUGGUAGUGGAACCAUACUCUUAAAGGGACCAUGGUGUCUGCUGGUUCCUACCCUAUACCCAACACUGAAGGAAAAACAUCCUCUUUUUCACUGCUGGUCUCCCCGAUUCAGUUAUAUCACUGCCACAAUACACCAUUGACCAACUAGGCUGACCUCUUUUGUGUUAUUACUGACAUAUGAAUCAGGGGAGCACUCCCCUACUGUAUGUGAGCUUUGCUAAGCUCCUCGGAUUGGACAGGGGCUUGUUUUAGCGAGGUCAGCAUCUUUCUGCUGCGCCGCCCGCCCUCCCAGGCUCUACUGUGUUUUAGCAGAGGACAAAGUUCACAAAGCCCAUAGAGAGAACGAAUACAAGAGAGGGGAAGGAGAAAAAAAAAUGCAGCUGGCCUACUUUUAAGUCGACUCCUUUUUUUAUUUUCUAUUGUAGAGAUUUCUACUUGAUUUAUAUUAUUAAGGAGAGGAGUUAACAGAUUUUUUUUAAUGCACACAAACAGUUACAUACAUGAAUAGUUCAGUUUGUAUAUUUGCAGCGAAUAUGUGCUAGAAGUUGGUAUUUUUAGUUUUUAGUGCUCUGUUUUUAAUAUAUUUUGGGUUUUGAACUGGUUGUUUGAAAAGGGGGACAUAUUGAAAACAUUCAAUUCUUGAGAUAUAAAAAAAUAUAUAUAUUUUGUCAGUUAUUAAAGCCAUGUAUGUUAUUCUUUCCCUGAAUCGAGUUCACUUAUGUUUGUCAGUGACAUCAACUGGACGUUAGUGUAUAACCUAGAGCAAACUGUAUAGUGAUAUGUGAUAGUUUUCGAUUUAUUUUCUAUACUGUCUUAUCCUGAUGCACGCUGUCUGCUUUUCCGUGUGUUAUGAUUCAAAUUACAUUUUUUGGCGAACUGAACAAUAAUAUAAAACGCAACAUGUAAAGUGUUGGUAACGUGAGCUGAAAUAAAAGAUCACAGAAAUGGUCCAUACGCACAAAAAGUUUACUUCUCUACCAUAAGCCGCCUCCAACAUUGUUUUGGAGAAUUUGGCAGUACGUCCAACCGGCCUCCCAACCACAGACCAUGUGAAUGGCGUGGUGUGGGCGAGCGGUUUGUUGACGUCAACGUUGUGAACAGAGUGCCCCAUGGUGGUGGUGGGGUUAUGGUAAGGGCAGGCAUGAGUUACAGACAAUGAACACAAUUGCAUUUUAUCGAUGGUGAUUUGAAUGCACAGAAAUACCGUAACGAGAUCCUGAGGCUCGUUGUAAGGCCCAUAUUUUAUUUUAAGGUAUCUGUGACCAACAGAUGCAUAUCUGUAUUCUCAGUCAUGUGAAGUCCAUAGAUUAGGGCCAAAUGAAUUUAUUUCAAUUGACUGAUUUCCUCAUAUGAACUGUAACUAACCAACAUCUUUGAAAUUGUUGCGUUUUAUACUUUUGUUCACUAUAUAAUCAUAAUAUAUGCCAUGUAAGUAGGCGCUUUUAUCCAAAGCACCUUACAGUAUGUAUGGGUGGUCCAGGCAAUCCAACCCACUAUCCUGCUGCUGCAAAUGCCAUGCUCUACCAACUGAGCUACAUCAGACCACAAUAAACCCAAUAACUUUUUAUAGUUGA